CCCACGUGUGCCGGAGCCGGGGGCGCUGCCGCCCGCAUCGCCCGCGUGUGCCGGGAACCGGGAUCUGGGAUCGGGAUGGGCAGCGCGGCCGGGCCGCUGCGGGUGCUGGUGGACAUGGACGGAGUCCUGGCCGACUUCGAGGGCGCGGUGCUGCGGGAAUUCCGCGCCCGCUUCCCGGCGGAGCCGCGCGUGGAGCUGGCGGAGCGCAGGGGCUUCUCGGUGCGGGAGCAGUACCGCAACCUGCGGGAGGACCUGGAGGCCAAGGUAGCCAGUGUCUAUGAGUCGCCUGGCUUCUUCCUGAGGUUGGAUCCAAUUCCAGGAGCUCUUGAAGCUAUGAAGGAGAUGAUCCACAUGCAGGACACCCAGGUGUUCAUUUGCACGAGUCCUCUCCGGAAAUACGAGCACUGCAUCGUGGAAAAGUAUAAGUGGGUAGAGAAACAUUUGGGGCCCGAGUUUGUGGAGAGGAUUAUUCUGACCCGAGAUAAGACCGUCGUAGCUGCUGACCUGCUGUUUGACGACAAGGACACCAUCCAAGGUGCAGAACCGAACCCGAGCUGGGAGCACAUCCUGUUCACCUGCUGCCACAACAGGCACGUCCAGCUGCCGGCCCCGCGCCGGCGCCUGCUCUCCUGGGCGGACAACUGGAAGGCCAUCCUGGAAAGCAAGCGCAGGCAGUAGUGCAGGAAGGGGAUGCUGUGCCCUUCCCAGUGCCAGGGAAACCCGUUCCCAGGAGCCAGUGAGCACCGUCACCUCGGGGUCAGUUAUAAUAACAAAUGAGCUGCCACUGUCAGACUUGGUACAGAGCUGACUCUCUCCAUGUUUCUGGAAGAUUCCUCUGCACUCAGUUAACCUCUGUAGCAUUUUGGAUGUUUGCUGUUUGGAGAAGAGAAACUAAAACACAA
Molecule: messenger RNA, 902 nt
Organism: Chiroxiphia lanceolata (lance-tailed manakin)
Lineage: Eukaryota; Metazoa; Chordata; Aves; Passeriformes; Pipridae
Gene: NT5C
Product: 5', 3'-nucleotidase, cytosolic
Exons: 5
Coding region: 76-678 (200 amino acids)
Biological process (GO): pyrimidine deoxyribonucleotide catabolic process
Molecular function (GO): 5'-nucleotidase activity
Source: RefSeq, a predicted model, not a curated record